Molecule: messenger RNA, 784 nt
Organism: Dibothriocephalus latus
Lineage: Eukaryota; Metazoa; Platyhelminthes; Cestoda; Diphyllobothriidea; Diphyllobothriidae
Source: the annotation of a GenBank genome assembly
GGAACUAAAACCAUCAGCCUUUUUGGCUGAUUUGAGGAAGGAAAAAGUUCAUGCAACGUUCCUCCUAAAACACGUCCCUCACAUUAUUCCCAGAAAAGAGAGAGUUAUCCUUUUCCGCGAACUCGUGCGAGCGAACAAAGCUUCUCUGGGUAUUCUGUCUCAAACCAACUGCAUGCUGGACAGUGCUGCUGUUGGGGCAGUCAUCAUGAUACACAGAAACCGCAUUGUCGAGGAUGGGUAUCAACAACUAGCGAAUCUGAGUACCAACCAACUUCGAAUGAAAAUUCGAGUCCAGUUCAUCAACGCUAUGGGUCUUGAUGAGGUGGGUAUCGACCUCGAUGGUGUUUUCAAAGAGUUUCUAGAAGAGAGUCUGCGGCGUGUUUUUGACCCCUCUUUGAACCUCUUCCGCGUUACAACCGAUCAGCGCCUCUACCCCUCGCCUACUUCGCAUAUUCAGGAUGGCCAUCUUCAACUGUUCGAGUUUGUAGGAAAGUUGUUGGCCAAAGCCGUCUACGAGGGAAUUAUUGUUGAUGUGCCCUUUGCCAACUUCUUCUUGACUCAAAUACUCGGCAGGCAGCGCGCCAGCUGUUACAGCUUCCUGGAUGAAUUAGCGACAUUUGAUCGCGACUUGUACAAAAGUCUAACUUACGUAAAGCACUAUGAGGGAGAUGUCUCGGACCUGGAACUUACCUUUUCCUACGAUGAGGAUUGUCUAGGUCAGAUUGUUGUUCACGAUCUGGUACCAAGUGGACGCUAUAUAACAGUGACAAAUGACCUUAAGUAA